CCAGACCUGACACUCAGCAGGAGCUAUGACCGCACUCAUAGGGUCCUACUCAUGGUCGGAAGGCUUGGACUGCUCUACCAUGGACGGAGACCUCUCAGAUGGACUGUCCCCCCAUAGAUCCCCCCGGGAAAAAGGCUCAGAGACCCGGAUCAGGAGACCCAUGAAUGCCUUCAUGGUUUGGGCAAAGGACGAGAGGAAGAGGCUGGCAGUGCAGAACCCGGACCUCCACAAUGCGGAGCUCAGCAAGAUGCUGGGGAAAUCCUGGAAGGCCUUGUCCCCAUCCCAGAAGAAGCCCUAUGUGGAGGAGGCUGAGAGGCUGAGAGUCCAGCACAUGCAGGAUUACCCCAACUACAAGUACAGACCCAGAAGGAAGAAGCAGAUCAAGAGGAUCUGUAAGAGGGUGGACACUGGCUUCCUGCUCAGCAGCCUCUCCAGGGACCAGAACUCAGUGCCGGACAGCAGAAGCUGCAGGACAUCUGGAGAUAAGGAGGACAGUGGGGUCUACUCUUCUGGAUCAUCUCUGCAGGAUAUCAGAGGUUACAGAGAUUCUCAGAACAGCAUCAGCAAACAUGAACAGACCUACCCCUAUGGCCUCCCCACCCCACCAGAGAUGUCCCCGUUAGAGGUCAUUGACCAAGAGCAGAGCUUCUACCCUUCUUCGUGCCCUGAAGACCACCACCCUCACCUGAAUGCCACUAGCUACCCACCUGAGUACUCCCGAAGCCCCAUCCUGUGCAGUCACCUAAGCCAAAUGCCCCUUGGCCAGCAUGGACCACCAAUGAUUCCCCCCAACUGUCCCCCAGGCUACUUCAGCCCGGGCUACCCUACUAUGCACCACCAUAGCUACCAGGUUCAUGGUCACCUUGGCCAGCUGUCACCACCACCUGAUCACCCCCACUAUGACACCAUUGAGCACAUCAGCCAGGCCGAACUUCUGGAGGAAAUGGACAGGAAUGAGUUUGACCAGUACCUAAACACGUCCAUGGGAGAGCCAAGUGAAAUGACAGUCAGUGGACAUGUUCAGGUGUCUCAGUCUGUAGACCUUCAACCACCCCAGGAGACCAGCCUGAUAUCUGUGCUGGCAGAUGCCACAGCUACAUAUUACAACAGCUAUAGCGUCUCCUAGAAGCUCCUUGGAGAAGGACUUUGCUGUGACUGGACAGUAUUAAUGGCUGUAGAUACUAUAAGCUAAGGACACUUACUGUACCUCUCAGGGUUGUCACACCGAGAUGAGACCUUCACACCAAGAUGAGACCUUCUCAUGCAGCUAAGUGACUCUCCUCACUACUGAACACAGGGG
Messenger RNA from Nanorana parkeri, 1300 nucleotides. It is a transcript of the gene SOX7, whose product is annotated as SRY-box 7. Bases 26 to 1126 code for a protein of 366 amino acids. NCBI's taxonomy places the organism in Eukaryota, Metazoa, Chordata, Amphibia, Anura, Dicroglossidae. The record is from RefSeq and is a predicted model, not a curated record. The transcript is spliced from 2 exons. Gene Ontology annotation, biological process: cell differentiation; anatomical structure morphogenesis; regulation of DNA-templated transcription. Gene Ontology annotation, molecular function: RNA polymerase II cis-regulatory region sequence-specific DNA binding; DNA-binding transcription factor activity, RNA polymerase II-specific.